AUGCUUUCUCUACGCAUCGCCUUUCUACACCUAGUCGCGUUCUCAGCCAUAACAACUACAAAUGCCGCACCCGAAGCGACCGCCACCAACACAGUCAAUCUUCGCAUCGAGGCAAAUACCUCCACCCUCUACGAAGGUCCCAUAACGUCGGGCCCACGCAACAUCACCGUCGGUAGUGGGAACAACAAGGUCACCUUCAUCUGUGACGGCGCCGGAGCGAUGCCUAGUCCACCACCACCCGGUAACACCCCCACCGACGCCCUCGACGCAGCCGCAAAAGCCCGCGGCUUCACCUACGAUGGUGGCUUCGACGGCGAGUUCAACGAUUUCUAUUUCACGAGGAUCGGGACCUCGACGGAAUAUGACAAUGGCACAUACUUCCAAUCCUGGGGCUCCCUGGUUAACUACCAGGUCAGCAAAUUCGGAGAGGGACUGACCCUGAGUGGGUGCCAGCAGCUGGUGAAGGCAGGAGAUGAAGUCCUAUGGGCUUUUAUCACGGUAAAGGGCACAGAUAGUAGCAAUACGGACCCCAGCGUGUUGUUCUUGAAGUUGGCGCCGACGGCGGUGACGGUCAAGAAAGGGAAAGGGACCACGGUGACGGUGACAGAUGGGAGAAGUGGGGUUGUUGUGCAGAAUGCGAGUGUUGCGGGGGUCAAGACGGAUGCCAACGGGAAGGCUACACUCUACUUUUUCGAGACAGGGUUCUUCCAGUAUAAGGCUCAUAAGACGGGCGAUGUUCGGUCUAAUGUGAUGAAUGUUACUGUGACGGACUGA
This is a messenger RNA of Letharia lupina, 774 nucleotides long. RefSeq lists its product as uncharacterized. The record is from RefSeq and is a predicted model, not a curated record. NCBI's taxonomy places the organism in Eukaryota, Fungi, Ascomycota, Lecanoromycetes, Lecanorales, Parmeliaceae. Bases 1 to 774 code for a protein of 257 amino acids. The transcript has 2 exons.